Salvia hispanica is the source of this 2187-nucleotide messenger RNA. NCBI's taxonomy places the organism in Eukaryota, Viridiplantae, Streptophyta, Magnoliopsida, Lamiales, Lamiaceae. The record is from RefSeq and is a predicted model, not a curated record.
AUGGAGUUUGGUGUUGAGCAAAUUGAUAAAUUAAUUUCGGCUGAAAUUCCUUCAUUUGAAAAUGAUCCACACUAUUAUGCUUAUGUUGAAGAAUUUAUGGUACAUGGUCCUUGUGGCAUUUCUUAUCCAUCAUCUCCAUGCAUGUCAAAUGGCCGGUGUAGCAAACACUUUCCUAAAAGGUUUCUUGAUGUGACAACAUUUGACGAAGAAGGGUAUCCUGCUUAUAGGCGUAGGGAUAAUGGUCGUGUUAUUAUGAAAAAUGGCAUUCCAUUAGAUAAUCGAUAUGUUGUACCUCACAAUCGUUAUCUGCUCAUGAAAUAUGGAUGUCAUAUAAAUGUUGAGUGGUGUAAUCAGUCGCGAUCGAUUAAGUACUUAUUCAAAUACGUCAAUAAAGGGCAGGAUCGUAUUACAACCACUUUCAUGGAAUCAGGUAUGGAUGGGAAUGAGAACAAUAUUGAUGAAGUGAAACUGUAUUAUGAUUGUAGGUACAUCUCUUCUUGUGAGGCUAUUUGGAGAAUAUUUGGAUUUGAUAUCCAGUUUAAAGAUCCAUCAGUUGAAAGGUUGGGGUUUCAUUUUGAAAAUGAACAAAGUGUUGUUUUUUCAGAAUUCGAACCUCUAGAUAUUAUGUUGGAUCGAAAAACAGCUCAUCAGAGUAAGUUUUUGGGUUGGAUGGAUGCAAAUAAAAAAUAUCUUCAAGGUAGGGAUCUAAUUUAUUCUGAAUUUCCUACAAAAUUUGUAUGGAAAGAAGGUUGUUGGCAACUUAGGAAGAAGAAAUUUGCUAUCGGGAGAUUGUUUCACAUUGCUCCAGGAUCAGGUGAAUUGUAUUAUCUUAGAUGUAUGUUGAAUAUAGUUCGUGGAGCUACAAGUUAUGAAGAAAUUAGAACUGUAAAUGGUAUUCAACAUGCUACAUUUCGGGAUGCCUGUUUUGCUUUGGGGUUGUUAGAUGAUGAUAAGGAAUAUAUUGAUGGCAUUAUUGAAGCAAGUUUUUGGGCAUCUACAGAUUGUUUAAGAAAACUAUUUGUGACUUUAUUGUCUUCUGAAUCGAUUUCUCGCCCAAAUUUUGUGUGGGACAGUUGUUGGAAGUUUCUAUCUGAAGAUGUUCUUUACAAACAACGAAGAUUGUCCAAUAAUCCAGAUUUGAUGUUGGAUGAUGAUCAAAUAAAGAACUUUGCUUUGGUUGAGAUUGACAAACUCUUGGUAAAUGUUGGGAGAAGUUUGCGAAAUUUUGAUGGUAUUCCAUAUCCCUCCUCAGAGUAUUUUCAGUGUUCUUUUGAUAGAAUGAUAAAUGAAGAAUUAUCUUAUGAUCGUGUAGCUUUAUCGAAAGAUAUUAUGAACUUCACAUCGAAGUUCACUGAUGAGCAACGACAUGUAUUUGAUAUCAUUAUGUUGUCAGUGAAUUCAAGUAUUGGUGGAAUGUUUUUCGUCUAUGGUUAUGGUGGCACGGGAAAAACAUUUUUGUGGAAAUCAUUGUCAGCGGCUAUACGAUCAAAAGGUGAAAUUGUGUUGAAUGUUGCUUCAAGUGGCAUAGCCUCGCUGUUAUUGCCUGGAGGAAGAACUGCUCAUUCUCGGUUUAAGAUUCCUAUAAAUCCAAAUGAAGAUUCAACUUGUAAUAUCAAUCAAGGAAGUGAACUUGCCUUAUUGAUCCAAAGGGCAAAACUUAUCAUAUGGGAUGAAGCUCCAAUGACCCAUAAAUAUUGUAUCGAGGCUUUAGAUAAGAGUUUGCGAGAUAUCAUGCGAAAUGUCACCGAAUCGAGUAUGGAAUUGCCAUUUGGUGGGAAAACUGUUGUUUUUUGUGGUGAUUUUAGACAGAUACUACCGGUUGUUCCUAAGGGUAGUCGCCAAGAUAUUGUUAAUGCUACUAUUAAUUCUUCCUAUCUUUGGAAAAGUUGCAAAGUUUUGAGGUUGACGAAAAAUAUGAGACUUUUUGGUAUUGCAUCUGCCGAGGAAGCUUCGAAGUUGAAAGAAUUUUCAAAAUGGAUUGCAUCUAUUGGAGAUGGAGUUGUUGGGGAUUCCAAUGAUGGUUAUGCUAAUAUAAAUAUUCCGAGUGACCUUUUGUUGAAGGUUGAUGGUGAUCCUUUAAGAACAAUUGUUUCGAGCACUUAUCCAAAUUACAUGAACCAUGGUGAAUUAAGUUCUCAUUUGCAUGAUCGAGCUAUUUUGGCUCCUACAUUAGACAUGGUGGAUUUG